AUGGCCGCGCGGGCGCCCAUGCCGGUUCCCGGCCUGCGGAGAUCGUCCGCGCUGCAGUGCGAGUCCGCGGCGCGCCGGCUGGGGCGAUCGGGACGGGGCCGCGUGGGUCAGGUUCGCGCACAGCUCCCGGACUCGUCGGACAACGCGUUCACGAAGACCGCGCAGAAGGCACUCGAGGUCAAUCUGCAUCCAGAAUGGUAUGGCACGUUUGCUGAGAUUGGUGCUGGCCAGGAAGUGGCGAGGUGGUUCUUCAGGGUUGGAGGAGCUGCGGGCACGGUUGCCAAAUCGGUGUCCGCCUAUGACAUGACGGUCUCGGACAGCAUGUAUGGUGCAUGUGCAAGGUACGUGACGAAAGAGAGGUUGGAGGCCAUGCUGGACUAUGAGUACCUGCAAUGCAGCUUGACGCUGAGGAAGAACAAGGGACACAACACCCAGUUCUUUGCGUUUGCUGACACCGUUGUGGCAAAAGCAUACAAGCGGGACAAUGAAUGCCAUGGAUGGCUGGGCAUCAAGUUCCAAAUGAAUCCAGGGGAAGAGCCUUGCAGGAUCAUGGUUCACUGCCGCAUGCUGGAGGACAGUGCCUCUGCGCAGCAGGUGUCUCUGGGCGUGCUGGGAGUCAAUCUGCUCCACUCUGCAUUCAUCGAGCGGGACCCCAUGAAGAUUGUGAAGGCCCUGUCUGAUGAUGUUGGGCCAGAGAAGAUCGAGAUUGACGUUGUUGACUUCAGUGGGCCCCAGUUCAAGGAUGUUGACGAGCGCCUGGUUGCCCUGAGGCUAGUGCAGAAUGGGCAGACAGAUGCUGCCAUUUUCUCUGGAUCGGGCAAGCUCAUGAUACCUCAGGAGGCCCUCAGGAAAAUGAAUGUCCUCCUUUUGAGAGGAAGGUUCAAGCCAUUCACAUUGCUGCACAAUGACAUGCUCAUGGGUGCUGCUUCCCAGUUCUUCUGCAGCACCUUCGAUGAAGAGAUCACAAACCUUGACGCCAAAGACUACUGUGUGCAGCGAGAUGACACACAGGUGAUCCUUGAGAUGACCACCAAUGAUAUGUUGGAGAGUGGCGACCUCUUGGACUGGACAUCAGAGACAGGACUAGACGAGUCCGCAUUUCUCCAGCGCAUGGAGGCCCUCAACAAACUUGGCUACAUCGUCAUGCUCUCCAGCUACCAGCGCUACUUCAGCCUGGCGGCCUACCUGCGCCGCUACACCAACGAGGCCAUCUGCAUCGCCCUGGGGCCCAACGCCCUCAGGCAGCUCUUCCGCGAGAGGUACUACCGCGACCUGCCUGGCGGCAUCCUGGAGAACUUCGGUCGGUUGUUGCGGUACGAUUUGAAACUGUAUGUGUACCCCACCCUGGACCCGGCCACAGGCACCCUGGUGCAUGCAAGGAACCUGCGGGUGGACCCUGAGGUCCAGCUGCUGUAUGACUACAUCUUGACUCGUGGCGCCAUCGUGCCGAUCACGAUGUACGACGAGUCGUUGCUGUCUGAGGGGGACGUUUCGAAACGGGUGGUGGAGAGCAUUAGGGCGGGCACGUCGGAUUGGGAGAAUCUGGUGCCGAAGUAUGUGGCUGAGCAGAUAAGGGACCAGAGGCUGUGGGGCUACCGGCCACCCUCGGAGCUGAAGGCGCCGUCUCUGUUCAAGAACGAAAGGGGAGCAGAAGUGGGCAAGACUGAGGUCACGGUGUGA
This is a messenger RNA of Ostreobium quekettii, 1680 nucleotides long. The record is from the annotation of a GenBank genome assembly. Lineage: Eukaryota; Viridiplantae; Chlorophyta; Ulvophyceae; Bryopsidales; Ostreobiaceae.